Messenger RNA from Scomber japonicus (chub mackerel), 5151 nucleotides. RefSeq names its product Ets2 repressor factor like 3 (gene erfl3). Gene Ontology annotation, molecular function: sequence-specific DNA binding; DNA-binding transcription factor activity, RNA polymerase II-specific. Gene Ontology annotation, cellular component: nucleus. Gene Ontology annotation, biological process: regulation of transcription by RNA polymerase II; cell differentiation. The coding region runs from base 379 to 2583 and encodes 734 amino acids. The record is from RefSeq and is a predicted model, not a curated record. Lineage: Eukaryota; Metazoa; Chordata; Actinopteri; Scombriformes; Scombridae. The transcript has 5 exons.
AGAGAGAGAGAGAGAAAGGCUUUUCGGUUGCCUCGUUUUCCGCCGCAAACUUGAGCCCAUCUCAACGCUGCGAGUUACGGCGAGCACCGACACCGAGAGAGCCGGGGGGAACCGGAGCGACGGAGCACGGAGAAGAGAGGGAAGAGAAGCCGGUGAAGCAGCGGCGGCGGCGGCGGACGCUACACACACACACCAAAAAAAAAGUUUGGCCGUGUAUCACCUAGUUUUCCAGAUUGGGAACUAGAGGAGAGAGAGAGAGAGAGGAGGAGGGUGGGGGGGAGCUAGAGGCCGAGAGACUGACUUGACUUUCCACUAGCAAGCUUUGCGGAAUUCAUCCAGUUUUUUUUAAAGCAAACUUUAGCCGCUAAAACAGGAAGAAUGAAAACACCUGGAGACAGUGGGUUUGCUUUCCCAGAAUGGGCCUACAAGCCCGAGUCGAGCCCCGGGUCCAGGCAGAUCCAGCUGUGGCACUUCAUCCUUGAGCUGCUGAGGAAAGAGGAAUAUCAUGAUGUCAUCGCCUGGCAGGGGGACUACGGCGAGUUUGUCAUUAAAGACCCAGAUGAAGUGGCCCGGCUCUGGGGGGCCAGGAAGUGUAAACCCCAAAUGAACUACGAUAAGCUGAGCAGGGCACUGAGAUACUACUAUAACAAGAGGAUCCUCCAUAAGACCAAAGGCAAGAGGUUCACCUACAAGUUCAACUUCAACAAGCUGGUGUUGGUCAACUAUCCCUUCAUUGACAUGGGCUCCACUGGAAGUGGUGUUCCUCAGAGCGCCCCACCUGUCCCCACUGGCGCAGGGACCCAUUUCCGUUUCCCUCCUUCCACGCCCUCCGAAGUCCUCUCCCCCAACGAGGACCUGCGCAGCCCCAGCGGCAUGUUCAGCUCUGUGGCCCGACGAAUGGCCCGCGGCUCUGUCAGCGAUUGUAGCGACGGCACCUCGGUCAAUUCUGAAAUUGAGGACGGCAACCCAGGAGCAGGAGAGGAGAGGGGAGAGAGGGGUGUGAGUGGGGGAGGAGGAGGACCCGGUGGUGGAGGAGGCUACCGGAGCAUCAUCCAUCCCCGUCUGUCUCAUGAGUCUCUGUUCCGCAUGUAUGGAGGGCCAGGCAACCCUGCUGGGCACCCAGGCUCUCGAGGCCCCACUGGGCACCGUAUUCACACAGAGCCCCUGUCGCCUUUCCCUGUGUCCCCUCUGCCCGGGCCGGGAGGAGCCGGCCUCCUCGCUCCUCCUCUAUCCCCAGCACUCAGCAUGACCCCCACAUCUCACCUUCCCUACACUCCCUCACCCACCCUGUCACCCAUGUUAGGCUCCCACUUCUCCUUCAACCCAGAGGACAUGAAGCGCUACCUGCAGGCCCACACCCAGUCGGUGUACAACUACGGCCUCAGCCCCAGAGCUUUCCUCCAGUACCCCAACAUCGUCAUCCCUCAGCCGCACCGGCCCGCCGCAGACAAGGCUAGCCUGACCGGAGAGAGAGCAAGCGAGAGAGCAGACAGAGCGGCAACAGCAGGUGGAGAGAGGGGAGGAGAUCGGCACCACCAUCCACCUCUGGCUCACUCAGCCCACCAUCACCCCCACCCGCCUCACACUGCCCACCCUCACCCUCACCCCCAUUCCCAUCCGAUGCAUCACCCACUCCACCUGGGUGAGGAGCCGCCACACAUGUCUCCCUUCAAGUUCAAGCUGCAGCCACCACCACCGGGCAGGAAGCAGAGGGAUGGUCAAAGCCAGAGUAAACCCAGGCAGAGCUCACUCUCCUCAGGCUCAGGAUCCGGGUCCAUGUCGUCUACAUCUGGCCUUGGCUCCUCGCUGUCAUUUGGCAGUGACCUGAGCUCAGCUAGCGGCUCGGGCCUCAUCUCUGCCUCUUCCUCAACGCAGUCCUUAAACAGUGCAGGACUUCCCAAGAUUAAGGUGGAGCCCAUCUCUGAUAUAGAGUCAGAGGAAGAGGUGGAGGUGACUGACAUUAGUGAUGAGGACCCAGAUGAGAGAGAUGAGGAAUUUGACCGCUACUCCUCUCGCCACUCCAGAGCUCAGAACCACCACCAUCACCACCACCACCAUCACCACCUCUCUAAUGGCUCAGCUGCUCACUCACACCAACCCCAUCCUGAUGAGGACCUGGACGAGGACGUCUUCAAAGCACCCGCUCCACCUCCACCUGGCCUGAUGCCCUUCUUCACCUCCCAGCAUGCACACUCCAAUGUGCACCGCGUGCUGCCCACCCUCAAGACUGAGCCUGUCGAGCCUGGGGACAGUAACACACCCCCACCUCAGACAGGCUCAACGGGAACUUCCCAGACCAAGUGCAUCCCCCUCAAGCUACGCUUCAAGAGACGCUGGAGCGAAGACCAGCGCAUGGAAGCCUCACAGGAAGAGUCGGACGAUAAGAAAGUCCGACCACAGGAGGGGCAAAGCAAUGGCCGGAUGGAGAUGGAGGAAGAUGGGACGGGCAGUGGUGAAGGGGACAGUCCUCCCCCUUUAGCGUACGAGGGCUCUUUAGCCACACCGUUGGCCUCACAUCGCAGGGUGAGUGCUGAGCUGCAUCGUGCCACUGCACAGCUGUCUCUGGAGAACAAAGACUGCUGAUGAGAGACACGGCCCAAACACUACUGCUCCAGUAGCACUGGAGGUGGUACAGGAGUAUGUAAAUGGUUCCUCUGUAAUCCCUCUCCCACGCUGACAAACUAGAUUCCCGAAGCCUCUAGUAAGAGCACAGUCUAACAAACAUACAUAAACCUCAAAGACACCCUAACUAUUCUGUCAGAUCCCCCUCACCAAUCCUCUGUCUGGAUCAGGGUUCUUCUGGGACACAUCCUUUGGGAGGAAGGGACUCACUCAGAUUCAGCCAUCCCAGGCACAAUGACUGUAACAGGGCUGAAAUCAGAGGGAGGCUCCCUCAUGGAGCUCCAAGUUCACCUCCCACCUGGCCAGUGAAGCUCCAGAUGCCCUGCCCCAGUAGCAAAGCUCCCACCUCUGGCCCCCAUCAGUAGGAUAGGCAGUCAGUCUCACUUUCCUCAGGGGACUCGUACUCCCUUACAACCCAGCAACAAACCUAGAAUGACGGUCUGCACAAUCUCCCCUCUGCUUCUUUUCCUAUAAGACGACGGGACUUCGAUAAGUGCCUGUAUCUAAAACCCACAGACCUGGAAUGACACAGGAACAGAGCAAAGAAGGGGAGCAUGUGCAAGAAGGACUGCUAUUAGUAAUCAUUCUUUACACUCAUGAAAUCCUUGUCACGUUUGGCAGAUACUGAAAAAUCGUGGGGAUGAAAAGGAAAAGUGGGUGUCCAAGACUGGAGAAUGGGGCUGUAGGGUGUUGUCUGAUUGACAGAACUACUCUUAAACCUGGCCCACUCCACUCAGGGAAGCCUAUUGCUGUAUGUUUAUUGGAUUCAUGCACACACACACACGAGCAAAGAAAUGGAAAAAAACAAAACAAAAAACAAACCCAGCCAACAGUACUCACAUUGGAAGAAUUGCUUAUGGACACUAAACAGUGUUCACUGCAACACAAGAUCACACAAACACACACACACACACACAUACACAACCUCACACACAGACUUUGAAUCUGGCACACUGUCCUCUCAGAGCUUUUGACUUUUGUAUAACCUUCUGUCUCUCUCCUAACCUGCCCCUCUUUCUCUCGCGGACCACCUGUAGAGUUCAUUCACUGAAGUAAUUUUAGCCCAGGGGAGAUGUGAGAAAAGAAGGAAGGUGAGGACAAGAGAAGACAUACUUCAGUGUAGAGAAAAUGCUGCUAAGGGGGGAGACAAGGGGAAGGCAGCAGGGGGAGGAAGGGGCUGAGGUGUUCCAAUAACUGCUAACUAGCCUUCUCACCUCACCUAACAUGGCUUGUAUACUGAAAAUCGUUUCCCCAGCAGCACAGAAUCCUAGUUCACCAGCUUGAGCUCCUCUAACAAUCAUAGAUAGUGUUAAACUAAACCAGCAAAUGUUCAUACAAAGGCGCACACACACGCACAUACACACACAGAUGCACAGCACUGCCUUUAGCUCUUAAACACGCUCCCUCUCUCUCCAUCUGGACCUCCAGCUCUCCCUGUAGUGGCGACAUCAUCGGGUCUGGAGAUCGUGUUCGACUCCCGGGGGCCCUUCACACGAGCGUAAGAGCCUGAGAGAGCAGAGGAUCACCUUAGACCUCACACACACACACACUCACACACUCACACUCACACUCACACUCACACUCACACACUGCCUCUCUAUGCCUUGUUUUUAUAGCAUGUACAAAAGUGCAAACUGAGCUCUAAUAAACACACAUGCAGACUAUAUCUUUAUAUAUUCUAAAUGAAAUUAUUAAAACAAGUGAGAUUUUAAAGAAGCAUAUCAUUUUCAUGAUAUGAUUGAUUCAGGAUUUUUUUGUAAGUGGACUAAUUUGAGUGUCAUGCCACUCAUCAGAUAAUAUGAUAUGGAGGGUGGGUGAGCAGCAUAAAGAGGGGUGGGGUGUGGGAGGACUUCUGGGUUUCUCUUGUACAUUUGUUUCAUAGACAAACAGGCCAGAAAAAAACACCACAGGCCAGUCUACCAGAAGACCAGCAGAUAUUUAAAAAAAAAAGAAACAGGACUGGAACAGACUGGUAAUGAUUCAGAUGUGUGGUUCACUCUGCUGUUCACUUCAUUUGCAGUAGCUUGCCCUUUUAGCACACAGCACUCUGCUUGUUCCUGUCUGUACAGCCUAACUCAGCCCAGUUGGGUUCUCCCGAGCCUGAGCUGUCCUGACCCCAGGCCACCUCUCCUGGCCUCGAGUGUGAGUGUGAGUGAGAGUGUGAGUGAGAGUGUGAGUGUGAGUGUGAGUGAGAGUGUGUGUGAGUGUGAGAGAGAGAGAGAGAGAGAGUGUGUGUGUGUGUGUGUCAACUCAGAGUCAGCUGGUGGGUUAUUAGUGAAGUAGUCAUCCUGUCUUUUCUCUUAGGCCAGUUAGCAUAAAGCUCCAAAGUUCGCAGCAACUCUUAAUUGGGGCAAAGGAGAGCGAGAAGGGGGGGGGGGGUGAAGCGGGGUUGAGGCGGGAUUGAAGGGUUAAUCAUUACUGAAGAUAGCCUGGAAACGUGUGACAUGUGAAGACCUGUCCUGAAACGCACUCUCCUCCAACUAUGCACACACACACACACACACACAACAGAUUCCUUGACACACACAC